Molecule: messenger RNA, 699 nt
Organism: Spodoptera littoralis (African cotton leafworm)
Lineage: Eukaryota; Metazoa; Arthropoda; Insecta; Lepidoptera; Noctuidae
Source: the annotation of a GenBank genome assembly
AUGUGCAAAAUGAAAGUUAUUGAAGCGAAAAUUGUAGUUUUAGGAUCACAAGGUGUAGGUAAGACCAGCCUAGUGGUCCGAUACAUAGGCAAGAUGUUCUCCAAGCACAUAUCGCCCACCAUCGGAGCCUCAUUCUUCACGUGCAAUAUUAACCUGGAGAAUGCCAGGGUUAAAUUACAGGUAUGGGAUACAGCUGGCCAAGAAAGGUUCAGAUCCAUGGCGCCCAUGUACUAUAGGAAUGCUAACGCAGCACUACUAGUUUUUGAUAUAACUAGUGUUAAUAGUUUUGCAGCUAUCAAAGGAUGGGUUAAAGAGUUACAGAGUAAUGUUCCUGAAGCUAUGGUCUUAUCAGUGGUUGGCAAUAAGAGUGACCUUGAAGAUCUAAGAGCUGUACAGUCAAGCGAGGCAGCGCAGUUUGCAGCCUCUAUAGGCGCGCAGUACUGUGAGACGUCGGCUUUACAUGAUCAGCAGGGAAUCGACCAAGUGUUUCUGAAUACGGCGGCGGCCCUGCUGAAACUGUCUAACUCCAACCUGGUGUCUUCACUGAGAUCCUACGACUCCGCUGAUGUAGACCCUGAUAAAAUACCUACAGGUACCCCAACAGAAGAAGACGCGACUCACACAGGCAAGGUGGAGCUCCCAGCGUGGAGUAUAGACAGCAUCGCACACGGAGACGUUCAGAAGAACAUGUGCUGCUGA